CGCCACGACUACUACACUCCUGGGCCACAGGUGCCCGACGUUCUUACCAUGCAUGACGAUCACAGGUCCUUGGUUAUUUGGAAUAACCAGACGACGAGUCUUCUCUAGGGUCAUGAUCGAGCGCUAGAGUGAGACCGUUUCACGAGAUACAUUCUCGCAUCAGGGAUGGGGUCAUUCAGACGGGCAUGUCUGGUUUUAUCGCGAUGCGACAUUUUCCGUUGACUUGUGCCUGAUCACUGCUCUUGUUGAGAGGUGGAGACCGGAGACAAAACACAUUUAUGUUUCCAGAGGGCGAGUGUACUAUCACGUUGUAGGACGUGGCCAUCCUGACAGGUCUCCCCGUGAAUGGACACCAGUUACCGGACCUCGUAUCCGAGAUUGGAGCACUGUAUCUAUUCCCCUUUUAGGGAGUCAGCUUGAGGUUAGCCGUCCCCGUACACCUCGGUCCUCGUAGGUCACUACUGCUUGGUUGUCAGUUCGCUGAGUGGAAGGUUUUGCCGGCGGGUGCUACAGAGUAGCAAAUUGACCAUGCAGUUCGAGCGUACCUUUGGGCUGCUUUACAGGGUCUUUGCUUUCCGGAUUUAAACAGUGGCCACUUGGGCGUGAGGAUUCUACCGCAUCUGGCGGAUUUAGGUCGUCUGCGCGAGAUCAGCUGGGGAUCGACAGUUCUAGCCUACUUGUAUCACGAGAUCUGCCUCAGGGCCACAGCUUCGGCGAACAGACACAACAUUGGGGGCGCUGUGUGGAUUCUACAGCUCUGGGCUUUCGAGCAUCUUAGGCCAUUGCGUCCCCGUUUGGCAGAUUUUAGUGUCAGGGGGGGGGGGGUUACCUUUGGGUGACAGGUACAUUUUUCGUAUAAAGUUAUCUAUAUUUGGAUGUCACUGUACUUUUAAUAUAAUUUAAAAAUGUCUGCAGAUGGGGGGGUCCCAGGCAGCGGGAGCAGGGGACACGGCGGGUUCCCAAACACUCUGUUCGUCACUUCAGACUUGUAUUGGACGGGUUGCAUUACGACGAUCCAUACUCUUACAACGUUAUCCACUCCAUCUUCAGCAGUUCGGCUUACUGCAGCCUAUUCCCCUAGCUGCCAUGCAGGAUCGGCGCUUUCAUAAUAUCCAGUAUCAGGGGAACUACAACUUCGAGGAACUGCUCACUGAUUAUGUCCAGAUUUGGAACAACAGAGCGACUUACGUUGUUCAGGGUUACCAGCAUCCACCUCACUACCAUUCAGAGUAUAUGGAGUGGUUCCGAAGCCGCAGCCGACGUUGGAUUACCCAUGAGGGUGCAGCGGCCGGACAGAGUCGCGAUAUUUUCGAGAUGAUCACCCUGCAGAGAGAUGCGCGUGCGUCUAGGAUUAGGACUGCUGCACGCAGUUCCUAAUUGGCUUACGGAGAGGUGCGCCGUGACGUCACACUGCCCCCACCAGAGCCAGCAGUUUUGACGUACGUACUACCUCCUCUUCCUCCCAUGACGAUUGAUCUGGAUCACAUCAGGGUAGCGCGUAGACGGCAGCCUACAACCCCCUAGCCUCGCCAGCGCCCGGACACUCCUAUCCCCCCCACCGGUCUACUACCACUUCGAUCCUAUAGCCACUUCAGACAGACGGAGGGAGUACUAUGGGCCGACUCAGUACUACGGUUCCACCUCCGCUUCUGCAUCACAGCCUCUGUGGCCACAGGUUCCAUCAUUUAUUAUUUUAUUGCUUUUCUAACCUCGUAUUUAAUUAUAGAAUCUAAAUGUUACGUUUUCUACUUUGUGUUUAAAGGACCUCUGGUAUCAUCGUAUUAGGUCCCGCCUUCGUCGAUGCCGUUUUUUGAGCCGUCAUAUGGACAAACGGCAUAUACGACUCCUCUGGGCACGCCGCCGUCUCAGUUUCACCAGGCCACACCACCGCCGUCUCAGUUCCAUCAGGCCACACCACCGCCAUUUGCUGCAUCAGAUCAGUAUUACCUUCCCGCGCUAUCUACGGAUGAUCAACAGUUCACUCCUUUAGGCAGUGUUACCGUCCCACACUUUCUCUGAAUGAUCAGCUGUCGACGUCACAUUCGCGGCCAUCUUCUCACCAGGCUCAGAAGCCAUUACAACUUCAUUUUUCAUUGUCAGAGUCUUGGUUGUUCAGUCUGAAGCUCGGUUCAGAGGCAUACGACGAGUUUUUUUAACGACCCGAUAUCACACCUCCGUCUUUUAGACUCCUACCGGCCACACAAAAGGAGACUGGUACUGCGCCACCAGAAGCAGACGUUGAGCUUUCAGCUCAAGACGAGGACGACAGCGAGGGCCCUCCUGUACCCAGACAGUUUCACUCAAUUACAGACAACUCGCGGCACCGACGAGAGGCUCACGGUUUGAGGACACAGAGAUCGAGGAAUCCUAUAUAUCAGGAUUAGAUUUCAUAUUUUUGUUCAUUUAUCGAUUUUUGUAUUAUAGAUUGUAUUUUUACUAUAUUUUGUAUUUUAUAAUCGUUUAUUAAAAUUAUUAUUUUCUUAUAAGCGUUUGUUAAAAUU
Mercurialis annua (annual mercury) is the source of this 2501-nucleotide messenger RNA. RefSeq lists its product as uncharacterized. Bases 916 to 1377 code for a protein of 153 amino acids. The transcript has 4 exons. The record is from RefSeq and is a predicted model, not a curated record. Lineage: Eukaryota; Viridiplantae; Streptophyta; Magnoliopsida; Malpighiales; Euphorbiaceae.